Molecule: messenger RNA, 3772 nt
Organism: Linum trigynum
Lineage: Eukaryota; Viridiplantae; Streptophyta; Magnoliopsida; Malpighiales; Linaceae
Source: the annotation of a GenBank genome assembly
UGGGUCAACAUACUCGUUCCACACACCCAGGCAUGAUGCAAUUGCAAGGAAACCCACCAAGUCAAGGUGAGUGAUGAGUUCAGUACCUAUAUCAGUGCAAAGAUUUCCCCGCUCAUAACAUAAACUGAUAUCACUCGGACAAAACUAAAAAUAAAAAACAAUACCAGAAAUUUCCCAUGACUCUUACCCCUGCUGCAGCAGUGUUACUGCCCUUCUGCUGGUUGUUCUUCUUCAUGGCAAUCAGCAGCUUCACCUAUGGAAGCCUCGUGCUGGCCUGCCAGCCUACUGAAAGGCGGGCUCUUUUGGAUCUCAAAAAGGGUCUGGUAGACCCUUCCGAUCGGCUCGAGUCAUGGGCUGCUGGCGACUGCUGCAAAUGGUCCGGAGUCAUCUGCCACAAUGUUACGGGCCAUGUCACUGAGCUCCAUCUCGGAGCUGCUGAUUUGCCUCCACUGACGACGUUCAGUGGAGAGAUCAGCCCUUCUCUAGGCGAUCUGAAGCAACUGAGAUACUUGGACUUGAGCAACAACGACUUCUCGGGGUCCUCGGUCCCUGCCUUCCUCGGCUAUCUCGCGAACUUGAGGCUCCUCAAACUCUCCGGGGCAGGAUUCGUUGGGACGAUCCCUGCCCAGCUCGGGAACCUCUCCCGUCUAAGGUACCUGAACUUGCAACCUAACUAUGGAGGAAACCUCACUGUCCAACAAUUCGACUGGAUUUCGGGUCUGUCUUCCUUGGAAUUCUUGGAUUUGAGCUAUGUGGAUCUCAGUAGAGCCUCGAAUUGGCUUACUGUGGUGAACAAGCUUCAUUUCCUCCAAGAACUCCACUUGUCAAACUGCAGGCUUCGUUCGAUUCCCAGCUUCCUCAAGAAUGUCAACUUUUCGUCGCUUUCUCUUCUUGAUCUUUCCUAUAACAACUUUGAUGACCCUUUGUUCCCGAGCUGGACCUUCUAUCUCCAUUCUUUGACAACCCUCACUCUCGCAAACAACCGGUUUCGUGGUCCGAUUCCUGAGGGUCUCCACAACAUGACUUCCCUCAGGCAACUUGACCUGUCCUGGAACCAAUUCACCUCCUUGGAACCAAACUGCUUUCUUGGGUUGAACCAUCUUCAGCUUCUCAACCUUGCGCAGAACGGGUUGGAAGGAGAAAUCUUUUCAGGUGCUAUGCAAAACAUGACUUCUCUCGUAGACCUGGAUUUGUCGUCCAACGAUAGGCUCGAGUCUCGGGUUGGGAUUCCAGGCUACUUCAGAAAUUUUUGCAGCCUGAGGACUGUAACUCUGUCAGGGGUCAAUUUAAGGCAGGAGGUUGAUGAAGCUCUCAGGGUUCUUUCAGGAUGCCCUGCAAGAACUUUAGAGUCUAUCAGGCUUUCUAACUGUCAACUGUUUGGUCACCUGAUUAACAUUCCUUUCAGAAACUUUCAGAAGCUAGACACUCUAUCCUUGUCAAGAAACAUAAUUGCAGGUCAAAUUCCAGCGUCUUUGACCGAUCUUGCAUCUUUGAGAUACCUUGAGAUUUUCAGCAACAAGUUGGAAGGGCCUCUUCCUUUAGGUAUUGGAAGCCUCUCACAGUUAGAAUCCAUUGACAUCUCAGAGAAUUCAUUGGAAGGUGAUGUUGAGGAAUCUCAUUUCCACAACUUCACAAAGCUGUGGCUUUUCCAAGCAUCAGGAAACAGACUGAGCUUGAAAGUUGGUCCCCGGUGGACACCUCCACCACAGAUAGAGAUUCUGGGGAUGGGAUUCUGGCAUUUGGGACCUCAGUUUCCCGCUUGGAUCCGCUCAUUGAAGCUUUUGACAGAGCUCAACAUGUCGAGCUCAGGAAUUUCGAGCUCCAUACCUUCUUGGUUGUUCUUCAACUCACACUUCUACAGCAUCGAUCUCAGCUCGAAUCUUUUGAAUGGUCCGUUGCCAAACAUCUAUCCUUUCAUGAGUAUUUUAGACCUUUCCAACAAUUCGCUGUCUGGAUCUCUAUCAGACUUCCUGUGUUACAAACCGGAUGAAGAGAAAACCAUGCAAGUGAUGAACCUUGGAGCAAAUGAGUUCCAUGGAGAGAUUCCUGAUUGCUGGAGGAGUUGGAAGUUCCUGGAGGCCAUAAAGUUGAGCAGCAACAAGUUUCAAGGUAAAAUCCCUCCAUCACUAGGAGCACUCGCAUUCCUCCAGUCACUUCACCUUCGAAACAACAAUCUCUCUGGAGAAAUCCCACCAUCACUUGCAAACAGUACCAAGAUGGUGGCCCUUGACUUCAGCAGAAACAAUUUGGAAGGAAGCCUUCCAGCUUGGAUAGGUGGUGGGUUUUCAGGAAUGAUGAUUCUCAACCUGAGGGACAACAAGUUCCAUGGUCAGAUACCGAAGGAGCUUUGCCUGGCGAACUCCUUACGCAUUCUGGACCUUGCUGACAAUAAUCUCACUGGUGAAAUACCCAGAUGUUUCAACAACUUCACUGCAAUGGUUCAAAUGAAUGAUUCCGAGGGUGUCAUCCAGCUGAGCUACAAUGGCACAGGCCCAUUCUUCGAGACAGCAGUGGUUGUGAUCAAAGGGAAGUUGUAUGAAUAUGGCUCCAUCCUCAAAUUUGUGAGAAGCAUUGACCUGUCAAGGAACAAAUUAGUUGGGAAGGUGCCCGAAGAGAUUACGAGACUUGGAGGUUUGCAGUCUCUAAAUCUGUCAGAUAAUUCCCUCACAGGAGACAUCCCUCGAGACAUAGGAUCCAUGAGAUCCCUGGAAUCGAUCGACCUUUCUCUCAACCAAAUCUCUGGUGAAAUCCCUCCAAGCAUGUCUGGGAUGACAUUUCUGAGCUUUCUGAACUUCUCCUCCAACAGAUUGAGUGGCAGGAUUCCUUCCAGCACUCAACUGCAGAGCCUGAACUCCUCCAGUUUUGCUGGAAAUAAGGACCUCUGCGGUCUUCCACUUGCGAAGAAUUGCACCAGAGACCGAGUUACUGAUGAAAGCGGUGGAAAUGGGAGGGAUGAGCCUGAUGAAGGGGAUGGGAGUGGCUCGGAAUUUAAAUGGUUUUAUGUCAGCUUGGCACUUGGUUUCAUAGUGGGCUUUUGGGGUGUGGUGGGUUCCGUUGUACUCAAUAAGCAGUGGAGGUAUGGCUACUUUCAUUUUGUGGAUCUUCUGUGGGACAAAUUAUGUUGCCGCUACUGACCUUUCUCUGCAGAAAGCUGGCAAAGGGAAUCUGUGUUUGCUCCUCAUGAAGCUAACAGUCACUUGCAGACAAUAGGUUCUAGCCUUGCUGCAAGCCAGACACUUUGUGCUGUGUCCAACAUUGUACUUGUAGCUUAGUAAUUAUAGUAAACUCACUGCGCAAUCAAGUUAAAAAUACCUCAGGUGAUUUUUUGCUACUAAACCAGCAUUUCCUGAGAACUGGAGCUGGAGCUUUUUUUAUUUGCAUUAGUUCUUGAAUUCCCAUCUGGUUCAUCCUAUGAAAGAGAAAGGAAGAAAUUGCAUUAGAAAUCGAGAGAAUGAUAUUCAAUGCAGUGGCUAGUGAACAAAACCAGAAGUAGCAAGAAAAGCAGAAAUGUGUAUUUAGUUAGCUGACAUUAAUGCAAGACAGCAGAUAUGAUGUUUUCAAGUUGGUUCAUUUUGAAUCCAUUUCUCAUUCAUGUGGUAAUCAGCCAGAUGGCUAAUAGGAUCAGAUUUUUCUCUGCGUCCAGAUUUUCGUCUUCCACCUUGAUAUUGGAGACGUUCCCAAGUUGAUGAGGAAUGACACCUCAAAAAUACAGCACCAUCAAGCUAAAGAUGAUGUAAACUACUCAUACAGCCAAGAAAACUUGGAACAGGAA